AUGGAGGAAAAGCGCCAGGGAUACCAGCACGCGCCAAUCGCGAAGCCUAGCCCCUCUACCACUACUACGACAAAAAAGCCGGUUGCCUCAUGGGUGCACCUGCUGGCAGGCGCCACCGGCGGAUUUGCAACUGCAAUUGUCACCUCGCCUCUUGAUGUCUUGAGGACGCGUCUUCAGUCCGAUUUCUACCAAACCUCCAGCCAGACCAACCACCCUCUCCAAGCAGCACAACCGAACCACGCAUCGAAUCACAAAACGAUACGAAUUAUAAGCUCAAUAUACCGCGCUGAGGGCUGGCGCGCUUUCUUCCGAGGUCUCGGUCCGAGUGUUGCCGGCGUGGUCCCCGCGACCGCUAUCAAAUUCUACGUAUACGGAAAUUGCAAACACAUUGGAGCGAAACUUCUGGGAAAGGCGGAAGAUUCUCCUCUCGUUCAUGCACAGGCUGCAAUCUGCGCCGGCCUUGCCACAUCCACCGCAACAAAUCCAAUUUGGUUGAUCAAGACAAGACUGCAGCUUGACAAGACUCGAACAAAUGCCGCUGGUCCUUCCACUCGUCAAUACCGCAAUAGCAUUGAUUGCAUCAGACAAACUUUGCGAAAUGAGGGUGUACGGGGCUUCUACCGUGGAAUGAGCGCAAGCUACCUCGGUUCAAUUGAGACAGCUCUGCACUUGGUCCUUUACGAGCGCUUGAAAACUGGCCUUCGUGACUUAUUGCAGCCCAUUCAGGGCACUGGAACUCCUUUCUGGGAUGAAGUAUCCCACUGGGCUAGCACUAGUGGAGCUGCAAGCUCCGCAAAGCUGAUUGCAGGCUUAACUACUUAUCCUCAUGAGGUCAUGCGAACAAGAUUACGCCAGGCGCCCGUGGAGAAUGGCCGACCGAAAUACACCGGCCUAGCGCAGUGCUUCCGAACCAUUGCCAAGGAAGAAGGCAUGGCUGGUCUGUACGGAGGUCUCGCUCCUCACAUGCUUCGCUCUUUGCCAUCCGCUGUCAUCACUCUUGGCGUUUAUGAGUUUGUGCUGAGAGUCACUGGCAGUUAG
This is a messenger RNA of Penicillium brevicompactum, 1038 nucleotides long. RefSeq lists its product as uncharacterized. The coding region runs from base 1 to 1038 and encodes 345 amino acids. The record is from RefSeq and is a predicted model, not a curated record. Gene Ontology annotation, biological process: pyrimidine nucleotide import into mitochondrion. NCBI's taxonomy places the organism in Eukaryota, Fungi, Ascomycota, Eurotiomycetes, Eurotiales, Aspergillaceae. Gene Ontology annotation, cellular component: mitochondrion. The transcript has 3 exons. Gene Ontology annotation, molecular function: pyrimidine nucleotide transmembrane transporter activity.